UCCAUUCAUUAUUUAUGAUUUGACGUCGACCGGCAAGGAAAAAGUUAAUUUACUCUAUUGCCGAUUAGAGCUGUUUCAUAACUACGGCAAUUAUACUUGUUACAGAACCCUCCAAUCUACCAUCGUUAAGCUCUUGUUUUGCGCGCACAUGGCGUGCUACUCAAUAUGGAGACGGGGAAAAGGAAGGAAUCAGGAUGCCCUGAGCACUGACGAUAGGCCUUCCAAACUACCAAAAAGGCAAUGCGGACGACUGACUCAAGACACCCUUUUAGUUGUCGAUCGUUCAAGACCGGGGAAAUCCUGGCCUAUGCGCGGUGCUCUCAGUGGUCAACCAUCGGAAUCGGAAGACAAUGGAUUAAGUUCCAUCUCCUUUUUAUCCCGCCUACACCGUACAGGGGUCGUCGUAAGGCAGACGGGACUAUCAUCGAUUAUUUUCUCCUGAAAAUAAUCAAUAACAACCUUGUUCAGAAUACGGGGUGCAUACAUUGUGCCAUGCGAUUGCUUAUACUCCGGACAAUCGCCCGCCCGAUACACGCGCAACAGAGACCACGUUUUUAUCCUGCCCACCGACCCACGAUGCUAUCACAUAGCCCAUACUUAGUGGCUUCCGUUUAUAUUUUAGCGGAAACGGUCGCACUAAAUCGGAUUGCCUGCUGUAUGGAGUACUUUGUCUCAAACCAUCUAACUAAUUCCAGCCAUGCAGCAUGCCGGUUUCAGAAUGGUCCAUCCAUGUUCGGUGAUGAUCUCUCCCAUGGGGCUUGCGGAAGGUUUACUGGUUUUGUUUCACGCCGCUGUGACGUUUGAUCGAUGGGAUGAUAGUACGGAGCACGGAGGUGCUAUGGUCGUUCUCUCUUGCCUUUUGUAUGCUGUAGUCUACUUCGUACUCCAUAAAGAGUAACAGCCAUUCCCAACUGUCAUAU
Aspergillus glaucus CBS 516.65 is the source of this 920-nucleotide messenger RNA. RefSeq lists its product as uncharacterized. The record is from RefSeq and is a predicted model, not a curated record. The transcript is spliced from 2 exons. The coding region runs from base 241 to 804 and encodes 187 amino acids. Lineage: Eukaryota; Fungi; Ascomycota; Eurotiomycetes; Eurotiales; Aspergillaceae.